AUGGCAAAGAUGAUAGCAAACAGAAUGAAGCCUUUACUGGAGAAUGUCAUAUCUGAAUCCCAAAGUGCUUUCAUUCCCAACAGGCUUAUUACUGAUAACAUCUUGAUUGCUGCAGAAAUAGGCCACUAUUUAAACAGGAAACAGAUUGGGAAAGUUGGAUGGGGUGCCCUCAAGUUAGACAUGGCAAAAGCUUAUGACCGAAUGGAGUGGUCCUUCCUUCGAAACAUGCUUUUAGCCCUGGGUUUUGCAGUUAACUGGGCUAAUGCCCAAGAAGCUGGGGUUAUCAAGCAAUGCCUCAAUGAGUAUGAGGAGAUGUCAGGGCAAGUUGUUAACUUUCAGAAGUCAAGUAUGUGCUUUAGCAGGAACACUUCUGUGACAGAUAGAGGGUCGGUGGCUGCGGUACUGGGAGUGUCUCAAGCCCCUAACUUUGGAAAAUACCUUGGCUUGCCUUCCUUUAUAGGAAGAAAUAAGUGGGCAGUGUUUUCUUAUGUUGAGGAUAAGAUCAGAAGCAAGAUUGGCUCAUGGAAUAAAAGAUUACUCUCGCGGGCUGGCUAUGAAUCGGUAUUGGUGGGGCUCAGGGGGGAAAUAAGGGGAUUCAUUGGAAAGCUUGGGAUCAGCUUUGGGUUCCCAAGAAAUUUGGAGGUCUGGGCUUUAAGGAUCUUAAGGCUUUUAAUUUAG
This is a messenger RNA of Ipomoea triloba (trilobed morning glory), 678 nucleotides long. RefSeq lists its product as uncharacterized. The record is from RefSeq and is a predicted model, not a curated record. Lineage: Eukaryota; Viridiplantae; Streptophyta; Magnoliopsida; Solanales; Convolvulaceae. Bases 1 to 678 code for a protein of 225 amino acids. The transcript has 3 exons.